Messenger RNA from Amoebophrya sp. A25, 304 nucleotides. NCBI's taxonomy places the organism in Eukaryota, Dinophyceae, Syndiniales, Amoebophryaceae. The record is from the annotation of a GenBank genome assembly.
AUGGACAUGGAUAGAAGUGGCGCUUCUUAAGGCAACCAAGGGAGCAUCCUCAGGACCAUCCUUGGCCUCUUUUUCAAGGGGAAAAAGGGCACGGGUUGGUCUCAGGGACGCGACGCGGUAGCUCUAAUCUUCGAGCAAAACGGCUUCGUCUCCCCAAGCCGCGCGUGCCGAAGGUGAGAAUCACUGGAAGAGGGUCAGCAUUGGUGAAGACAAGGAUCAAAAAGAAACGAAGGCACCAGAUGCACGACCGGAGGAAUGUUUGAUACAACAUCAGGCGAUGAUGACGUUGAUUCGGAUGAGUGGA